AUGAGUAAUGCUUAUUUACUAAAAAUAACAUUGUUUCUUCAAAGAGAACUGUUUACAAGUAAAGCUUGUAUAUUACAAGUAUUAUAUUGUGAGAAAGUAAUUCAUGUUAUCAACAAAAUAGUUUCUAUAAAGAAUGUUGAAACUGAAGUUGCUACUUCUUCAAAAAAUAAAGGAAAGGAGGUAUCGAUCUUUCCAAGAGAAUUGUCUAUAGAAAAUAUUGAAUCCACUGAAAUUGCCUUAACUACAAAAGACAAAGAGAUUAUUUCAACUCUUCUAAACGUCAAAAAAUUCAUGAAAUGA
This is a messenger RNA of Funneliformis caledonium, 300 nucleotides long. Lineage: Eukaryota; Fungi; Glomeromycota; Glomeromycetes; Glomerales; Glomeraceae. The record is from the annotation of a GenBank genome assembly.